Molecule: messenger RNA, 2554 nt
Organism: Asterias rubens (European starfish)
Lineage: Eukaryota; Metazoa; Echinodermata; Asteroidea; Forcipulatida; Asteriidae
Product: G kinase-anchoring protein 1-like
Exons: 9
Coding region: 255-1367 (370 amino acids)
Biological process (GO): signal transduction
Cellular component (GO): Golgi apparatus
Source: RefSeq, a predicted model, not a curated record
UCAAAUCAAAAGUUUGGGAACCCCCGAUCAGUGAUAAACUCACGCAACAUUUUAAUCGCUGUCGUCGUAUUCAUUGUCACAUCAACCCCCCUGUCAACCUUACGACAAUCGAGUAAAAGCUAUUCCGUCGUCAGCAGUCGUCAGUAUUGCUCUGUGUUGUUAGACAACAGAGGAAACAAACCUAUUCUGACCCCAGAUUUUCUUUAAACCUGAAUCACCCCAAUCUCCACCUUUUAAUUAAUUUAAGACACAAAAUGGCGUCCGUUCGUCUGUCCUCGCGGUUCGACAUUCUUCAUGUCAUGGACUCCUCGUCUGAUUUUCCUGGGAACGAUUCAGACGAGGAUGGUAAAGCAAACCGUGUGCAGAGGCAGCCCAGCAAGGGGAACAAAGAUGGCAAAUCCACGGCAGCGUCUGGUGACGGGACAAAUGCCAAUGCCAAGAAACGCAUUAAGAAAAAGAAGAACAAACAACAACAGCAAGCGGCUGAGUUACGAGAUAUAGCCUUCAACAAGAUCCCCUCCAUUCCAAAAGGAAUAGUCGGCAGCCCUCCAUCAAGUUCUUGUCUCAAUCUUCCCCCUGGACUGUCUGUAGAUGCAACCGUACCCCCGGCCAACUCGUUAGAUCACCUGGUCGGAAACCCAAUGCAAUGGGAGGACUGGAAAAGAAAAGACAAGGGGCAUGUACAAGACCAGUUUCAAGAUGAUUUACAGAAAGCUAUCCUUGCCAGCAAAGUGGAGUUUGAGCGCCAGCAGCAGUUUGUUCAUGAAGUCGGCCCAGUAUUGAAUGAAGAUGAUCAAGCUGCUGCUAUUAACCGAAAGGAAAGGAGGAAACACAUGCAAGGAAAGGACAAGCCCCACCCAGUAUCCUUGCAAAGUUUUCAAGCCGCACCCACUAGUAAUGGUAAUGGAGGAGGCAUUGAUGAAAUAGAGUUACCUAAGAAACAUGAACCAGAUCCGAUGUUCUUUGAGAAAGUUGAUAAAGAUGUGGCUGAGAUUAUCACCAAGGAGGAAACUAAAACUAAGAAGAAACAAACCCAGAAAAUGGCUGCCGAGAAUAUAAGGAGAGUUCAACAUGAAGAUGAUCUUGAACAGAGGGAUCAUGAAAUUACUGAAAUGAAGACUGCGGUAGAAAAAAUGAAGGAGGAGCUUGCACAAGUUAAGAAGAGAAAUAAACAGCUUUGCUUUAUCUUAGCCCAGGGGGAAAUGAAAGACAAAGCUGAUGUGUUGAAACAAGUGGAUGAACUGACGGCAGUGAAAGAUGAACUGACCACAGAGGUUUCAGAGCUUCAUGCAGCGUUAGAGCAGGAAAGAUCCAAAGUGUCCACAUUGAAAUCUGAGCUUCAAAGACUACAUGAUAGGAAGAAGUAAAGAUGGAGACAACACAUUCGCAAAAGUGUCAUGUGUGUGUGAGGACCAAAAUGUUAUAUCCCAGUGGAACUACUGGCUCCAAAUAAUGAGUUGACUUUGAAACAGCUGCCUAAAACACCAUCAGUGAACGACUGGACUGAAAUAAAUAUGACUUUGUCAAACCUGUUGAUUUGGCAAUCUGGAUCAGGAGGACAGAUUCCUUUCAAAUGUGGCCAUUACAAUGGCAAAACUAACACCGUGUAGCCAUUCCAAAGCUCUCUGGCAUUUUAUAUGGGAAUCUACCAAGUGCAUUAGAUCUCAUCUUCAUCUGAUUACUACUCAACACUUGCAGUUCAAGCUUUGCCCAUUGGUCAAGUCGGAUUUUCAGCUGGUAUUAAAUGAUGCAAUCUGGUACUCAUAUUUGACAGUGUCCAAGAAAAAUAAGUAUUAGAACGUCAAUUUAAACCCUGUAGUAGGUACCACAAAAGUUGUCUUUCGCACUCGGAUCACUAAAAAACUGUUGAUGUUAACUGGAUGAUUUUAAGGUAGCAAAAAACUUUUAAUUACCAUAGUUAUUCCACAACUUGAGUAAUGAUACAUGUAUACAUUGCUUUGAUCCUGGAAAGUAAACUCUGUCAAAUCCUUAUUAUUGCUAACAAGUGUCCUGAAAGUUUCAGAGAAUAAGUGAUUAUGUUUUCAAAUGAACGAAAUGGGUAAGUGUUUAUUUUGUUUCAUUACUUUUGAUUGGGAAAACAUUUUGCUUUUAGCUUUUGAUAUUCAAACAAAGAUAUUUAGGAUUAUUACAUUAUUACAUUGCUUGCACGUGGCUACUCUAUGUAUGAUUUAUCUGUUGUUGUUGUUGUUAUUAUUUAUUCAGCCAAUUCAACAAUAAAAAAGGACAAUACUUCCAGAUGGGCUAGGAGAAACUCUCUGUAGAAAACAUUCUUUUACCAACUAUGAUAAAAAAACUAAUUUUUUGCACAACUUAAUUUUGGUAAUACUUUGCAGUCAGGUCCUGCUGUUAGAUUGCAUUAUACGUCACCCACAGUAGGCCUAUGUAACACUUGCAACUUUGUACUAUAACUCUUACCUUUUCCUUUGAACGUUUUAAUUUUUUGAAAUACAAUGUAUCAAUGGAGUUUAAAAUGUUUGAGACAAAAGCAAAUUUAUGAAUAAAAUACUUUGCUUACUUUUGUUUAAUUGUUGAA